Molecule: messenger RNA, 441 nt
Organism: Ipomoea nil (Japanese morning glory)
Lineage: Eukaryota; Viridiplantae; Streptophyta; Magnoliopsida; Solanales; Convolvulaceae
Exons: 2
Coding region: 92-412 (106 amino acids)
Source: RefSeq, a predicted model, not a curated record
UUGACCAACAUAUGACCCAACGUUGUACCUAUAAAUCUCAAGAACCAUUAGUUAUGAAAACCAAUUUGUAGUUGUUUACUGAUCAUUAGAGAUGGAAAAGAAAAGUAGGGCUCCAUUCAUGCUAGCAUUUCUAGCCAUCCUGCUGUGUUCUUCAUCUUCUUCAAUACUAUGCUCAAACAUCGAAGCUGAAGACAUGGCUGAGCUUGAGCUCGGCAGCGCCGCCACCACCUCCGACGCGCCGCCGCUCAACUCCUGCAAUCAGAUAUGCAAUACAAACGCUGAUUGUAAAGGUAGUGAGGAGUGUCCGUCUUGUAACCACAACCCAGCCACACCUCAAAAAGAAUGUGGCCCUAUUGGGCGUAUCAAGCUGUGGCCAACACAUGAUGAAGAGAAUAUUUGGAUAAACCAAUGAAAUUCACAACAUAAUUGAUCGGUUCGAAU